Rhizophagus irregularis DAOM 181602=DAOM 197198 is the source of this 2561-nucleotide messenger RNA. Lineage: Eukaryota; Fungi; Glomeromycota; Glomeromycetes; Glomerales; Glomeraceae. The record is from RefSeq and is a predicted model, not a curated record.
UCCUUUAGUCACCAACCCUUAGGACCGCGCAAUUUUUUGUUAAAAACUUUCCCCGUUUCAUAUUUCACGUUAUUAAAACUUUUUUGAAAUAUGACUUCUGAAGUACAGAAUCAUAUUGAAAUUUCUGAACCUGACCUCAGCUCUCAAAUUUAUAAAGCAACUUAUUCAGGAGUUCCAGUUUGGGAGUUUCGUGUUAAAAAUGUAGCCGUUAUGCGACGUAAAACUGAUUCAUGGCUCAACGCUACUCAAAUUUUAAAAGUUGCGGAUUUUGAUAAGCCUCAUCGAACUAGGAUUUUGGAACGUGAAGUACAGAAAGGGGAACACGAAAAAGUUCAGGGAGGAUAUGGAAAAUAUCAAGGUACUUGGGUUCCAUAUGAGACAGGUGUGGAUUUAGCGGAAAGAUAUCAUGUUAAAGAACUUUUGCAGCCUAUAAUUGAAUUUCAACCAACUUCAGAAAGUCCACCUCUUGCACCCAAACACAUAACUGCCGCGUCCAAUAAACCGCGUAAACCACGUGAACCUAAAGAGCCUAAACCAAUUAAACCUAGACCGCCUAAAAAGACAAAAAAAGUCGAGCCAAUAGAAGAUGUCAUGGAAGUUGAUUCUGAUCAUGAAACAAAUGAAAUAGUCAGUGUUGAAUCUAAUACCAACGUGACUGUUUCCCCAAUAUCCUCUUUAACAACUACUCCCGCUCCAGUAGAUUCUUCAAAUGAUUUAACAGAAUCGGAUGAUGCCAUUCCCGUUCAAAAAACAAAGCGAAAGCGUAAACAACCUGAACCUGCUACCGCGUCAAAUAAUAAUACUAAUGCGCCUAAUCGUCCAUCUAAAAUAGCUAAGAAUGUCACGACUGCCCCAGUUCAACAAUAUCAACAAUAUGAAAUGCUUUUAUGGUCAUAUUUUACAACGAAUGGGACUUCAAUACCGGAUUUUAUUCUCAAUCCUCCUUCAGAUUUUGAUCCAAACAUAGUAAUUGAUCAACAAGGACAUACAGCACUUCAUUGGGCUGCUGCGAUGGCAAAUCUUGAAAUGACUCAUCUUUUAAGCAAAGCUGGUUCAGAUCUCGAUCGUGGCAACAUUCAUGGGGAAACUGCUCUGAUGAGGAGUGUUAUGUUUCCAUACAAUUUUGAUAACAAGUGUUUUAGUGAUAUGGUACAAAUUUUGCAUACGACGAUACCAAAUCUAGACAUAAAUGAUCAGACUGUAUUACACCAUGUUGCAAUAUUUGCUUCCUCAAAAGGACGUAUAGCUCCUUCUAAAUAUUAUAUGGAGAUUUUGCUUUCAAAUUUAGCUUUACAUCCUAAUGAAGAAUAUCGUAAAGCCAUAAUUAAUAAGCAAAAUCAUGAAGGAGACACCGCUCUAAAUAUUUCUGCAAAAUUUGCUAAUAAAAAAUUAGUUCGAUUUCUCAUGGAUGCUGGAGCAGAUCCUCAAAUUCGGAACGCGAUAGGUAAAAAUGCUGAAGAUUAUAUAGUAGAGUUGGAUCAUGAAGCCAAAUCUCGAGCAGCGGCCGCAGCCGCUGAACAUCAUCAUCAGGUUCAAUUACAUAAUAUUCCGCCAGUAAGUAGCAUAGAAAGCCAAGAACCUCCUGUCACAACAAUAACAGCUGGAGAAACGCCAGUUACAUCAUCAACGGGUGUUCAAAUUUCGCAAAACUUUAUUCCAAGUAUUACUUCGAUUUUGCAGGAGUUUGAAAAUUCAUAUCAAUUACAAAUACAAGAAAAGGAACGAGAAUUAUCGGCUUCUCGCGCACGAUUAGAUAAUGUCAAUAACGAUCUAAACAAAACUAGAAGUGUUAUUGACGCGUUGAAAGACAAAUACCGCGUUCUCCCUGCACGGAAAGAACGAAUAAAUGAUUUAUUCGGCAUGGUGAAAGAUAAUGUGGAAAAGCGAAGGCAGCACCGACUUGACGCUACUAUUUUAGAAGAGAUGAAGAAUGUUGCGCCUUUUCAAGGUGGCAAUGCCGAAAAAUUAGCGGAGCUCAGGCAUCAACUAGAAGAACUUAAAUCUGGUAGACGACAUUUGAUAGGAGAAUUAGUUAAGGUUAAGACUAUGGCUCCUGAUCGAAAUAUGACCCCAUAUAAGAGGGUUAUUGGCUUGUUUAGUGGAGACUCUGGAACGUCUUCUGCUCCUCCUCAGAUGGAAAUGUCUAUCUGAUGGUUUGGAAUUUUUUUUUUUAAAAAAAAGAAAAGAAAAAAAAAAAAAUUAAAAUUAAAAUUAAAACAUUACUAAAAAAAUAUAGAUAUCAACGUGCAUAUGCAAAUAAUAAUAAUAAAAGGAGUGAUUUGGGAAAAGUGUUUGUGCACGUAAAAAUUCUUUCAUUUUAUGUUAUGUAAAUAUAAUGAACAUUCUUCAGGAAGAUUAAUAAAUAUUAUAUUAUUUAAAUUCACGGUAUUUUUAAUUUUUUAAUUAAUUAUAUUAUAUUGUCUUAAUUGUUAUUUAACGCGUCCUAUAUGAAAUGAUAUCAUUAGUUUGAUAUCAUUUUAUAUUCUUCUACGCUUUAACGCGUCUAGUUUUGUUUUAAAUUUUCUAAUCUCAUUAUUUAAAUUGUCUAAUCUCGCAUCAUU